ACUUGAAAGUCUGCUGGACGAGUCUAAGCGGCCAGUUGCAACCUGGCCGAUUAUCGGCACAUGCUCUAAAGAGGAAGAUUUUGACCAAUCCAGAUUGAAUCCGGACGACUCGGAGUUUGUUCACGUUCAUGGAGGAGACACCGUACACUUUUCGACAAACACUGCAAACACCUGCACCGAUUUCAUGUCUGGCCAAAGGAUCGUCGGACCAUUUCUUUGCGGGCUCAGGUACGGGUUACCAUCAGAUGUCAUGGCAUGUCAUGUAGACUCCUCUGUACAGAUGAUGGUUCGGUUCGCGUAUAUCUUCAAGAGAAUUUGAAGGUCGUGAAGGCUAUCAGAGGUAUGGGAGAAGUAUCGUCUGUUGUGUGCAUGCCGCACAAUGCAGGUGGCCUCGGGGACAUAUGGGUCGCGUCCGAUCAUUAUGCUCUACGUUUUACUAUGGAUACGGAGAAGAUGAUCCUUGCGAAAGCUGACGCGACCUUGACUGUUGGAGCUUGCUCUCGCUCAAUCGAAAAAACUAAUCAAUUGGCAUUUUGUCUGGACUCUGGUACAGUCGGCGUCAUCGAUCUUUCUACCAAAAAAGUAACCCGCAUGAGGACGAGUCAUGACAAUAUCUGUGGAACUGUAAAGUUCAUUCCCGAUCGUCCAAGUGAACUUGUCAGCGGCGGCUACGAUUCUAGUCUGCUGCAUUACGACUUUCACCAAAGGACCGUAUUGUCACGGUUUGAUUUAGGGACAUCUCCUCCAUCUUCGGGGGUUUCAAUGUCUCCGCCGUUCAUAUUGUCCUCUGCCAUUUCCCCAUCUGGGAUCUUGGCUGCGGGAACUGCUGAUGGACGGGUAUGGAUUGGCACAGGCGGAGAGAAAAUAUCAGGGGCCACAUCUGGCACGUCUGUUAAAAAGAAACGACGAAAAUGGGAAGGAUUGAAGCAAGAUGAAACCUUCACGGCUGACGUUGGGAAUGGCCCUAUCGCUGCUCUGACAUUCCUCGGACCUCGAACACUUUUGACAUCCACAUUAAUGGGAAGAGUCGCGCUCCAUGAAAUUCGUGCCUCGACUGCGGAUGGAAAGUUAGAUAUGAUUCUGAAGUGGACUAAAGCAACGACUGGAGUGAACAAGGUUAAUGCGAUUAUUUCUACAGGGGGUUUGGUUAUUAUUGGUGGUCUGAAUGGGAGUGGAGGAGGUGUAAUAGAGGUUUGGGAGAAAGGGAGUUCUAGUGAUGCUAUGAGUAUGAGUACAUGAAAGUCUUCCUUCGAUUGAUGUAGUUAUAACACAGCUGUAGUGCGAGGGGGUAGGUAUGCUCAUGAUUAAUAACGUUGGAUGGACCAUGGCUCUUGUGCUCCAGCUUCAUCGUCUUCAUCGUCUGCCUCUGUCUUUCCUUUCUCUUUCUCGAGCCUUAUCUCACCUUCGCCGACCUUCAUCCUCGCUAUGUAAACAGCUGCUCUCGCCUUGUCAGCAUCAGCCCUCUUCUGUGCCGUCACCUCCUCAAGUUCUCAGUGCACAGUGUAAUGGAUUCCAUUCGCGAACCCAAGGAAGCGUCACGUGCGCGCGCGCGCAGAUUCCACACGUCACGCGUC
Molecule: messenger RNA, 1574 nt
Organism: Suillus paluster
Lineage: Eukaryota; Fungi; Basidiomycota; Agaricomycetes; Boletales; Suillaceae
Product: WD40-repeat-containing domain protein
Exons: 6
Coding region: 256-1239 (327 amino acids)
Molecular function (GO): protein binding
Source: RefSeq, a predicted model, not a curated record